GAACCGCCAUGUUGAAUACUGAGAAAUCGCCAUUUUCAGAAAAAAGCAAGAAAAUAAAAAAUUACUAGAAAUCGAGUUUAUAAAUAAAAUAAUUGACGUAAAAGGAGAAUAAGGAUUUGAACGUGGCUAUUCAGAAAUGUAAAGAAGUAAGGUGCGCUUCGAGAUUGUGUUGUAAAAGACAAAUCGAAAAUUGAAAAUCUUCGCUGUAAAAUCGCAAAGCGCUAUGCAAGAAGAAAUAGGUCAUAACUCGAAGUGUCAGUUGAAACUAGCAUAAUAACUCCCGAUACUUCCUACAUCCUACUAAAUUUUCUAUACCCAGACAAAACAAGAAAAGGUGUCAUCGAAGUUAUCUUUUCACUGACUACAUAAAAGUGCAUUUAUAAAUAAAAUUGAGGAAAAUAUUAAAGCAAUGAAAAAAACAUUUUGAUGUGUCUCAAAAGUGUAGUUCAUACAAAUUUUCGUCAAACUAAUUAAGAGAAUACAUUUUGGCAACCAUCUGUGACAAUGCAGCAACCAAAUGAUUCAGGCGUCAAUCUAACAUCUUCUAUUACAUCUGCUCCAUCCACUGUACCUACAGCAACGCCAUCAUUGUCUAUAGCAACAAAUUCAGUGCCAGCUACAGCUCCUUCAGCAGAUGUAAGAGAGAAAACACCUCCAAGAAUUGAAGUUCCUGUUGAACCUGUCAAUGGGAUCGUCCAACCAGCCGUGAAGCCUCAUCCUGAUCGGCCAGGAAGGCAAACAAAUCAAAUUCAUUAUCUUUCUAAAACAAUAAUGAAAAUUGUAUGGAAACAUCAGUUUAGUUGGCCUUUUCAACAACCAGUUGACGCGGCCAAGCUCAAUCUGCCUGAUUAUCAUAGAAUUAUUAAACAACCAAUGGAUCUGGGAACGAUUAAGAAGCGAUUAGAAAACAAUUACUAUUGGAAGGCUCAAGAGGCAAUCGAUGACUUUCAAACGAUGUUUGAUAAUUGUUACAUUUACAACAAGCCUGGUGAGGAUGUUGUUGUAAUGGCACAAGCAUUGGAGAAGCUCUUCAAAGGAAAACUUGCACAGAUGCCUAAAGAAGAGAUAAAAAUUGAGACAUCAUCGGGAAAGAGCGCCAAGAAGAAGCCUCGAGUAGUGGCACCACCAGGAACACUUGUAGGUGGGCUUCCUGCUCCCAAAGUUAACACUCCUCGCGUCAGCACCCCUCUUGUGGCUGGAAAUGUAACAACCACGAAUAUACCUCCGACGAUGAUGGGACCAGUACCUGUAGACAUAACAGGAAAUGGAACCAUACCAGGAAGCACUAACAAGCCUACAACAACCCAAGGAAUACCUACAAACCUUCACAACAGUCUACCACAGCCUAGUGCUCAAGCUGCGCCUCCAACCGCUCCUCCUGCUUAUAUGGUGAAUAGUCAACAGCCAAUGAUCAGUAAUGUUCCACCUCAACAGCCAGCCAAAGUCAAAAAAGGAGUAAAAAGAAAGGCUGACACUACAACGCCGACGACAGCAACAGGAUUUAAUGACGCCGGCUAUCCAUUAAUUGAUUCCAAUGUAAAAGUGUCGACUCGAGGACGUCAGGAUAUUGCUCCAAGUCAUCAAUCAAACACCUACCCGCUUUCACCAAUGGUUCCAGGACAUCCAGCAGUCAAUCAACAACUGGGACAGAAGAGCAAAGAAAAAUUGAGUGAAUCAUUAAAAUCCUGCAACGAAAUUCUUAAAGAACUCUUUAGCAAAAAGCAUUCAGGCUAUGCAUGGCCGUUUUAUAAGCCUGUGGAUGCGAAAAUGCUUGGACUUCAUGAUUAUCACGACAUUAUAAAGAAGCCAAUGGAUUUGGGAACAGUAAAACGAAAAAUGGAUGAGAGAGAAUAUAAAACAGCUGCAGAGUUUGAGGCUGAUGUUCGAUUGAUCUUCACUAAUUGUUAUAAAUAUAAUCCACCAGAUCACGAUGUUGUUAAGAUGGGACGUAAGUUACAAGACGUCUUUGAAAUGCGAUUCGCUAACAUCCCAGAUGAGCCGGUUACAACAUAUCCAACGGCAACGCACAACAAUCAAAUGAAUGCUGAAAGUAGUGGCUCAGACUCGGAAAGCGAUUCGAAUGAUGACACUGAUGACUCAGAUGGUAGUAUGGAUGAAGAGUCCAUAAGAGAUAAAAUUCUGAAGCAUCAAGAGUCAAUAGCCAAGCUUAAUGAAAAAUUAGAACGAAUAGUGAAGAAAAAGUCAAAUUCUGUACCUGCAAGAAAACAUGUUAAAAAGAACAAACAUGCAACGCCCUUCAAAGAUGGAACAAAAGUUAAAAAUUCAUCAAAUAAAUUGGAGACGCCAAAAGUGAAAGGUCAGAAGCAGCCUAAAGGGAUGGCUCAGCCAGUAACCGGUGGAGUCACAAAACGUGUGAAACAGCCAACUGCUGGUGUUGGUGCAGGUGCACCUAAAACUGGAAGUAAGAAGAAGAAUCAAUCAAUGAGUUUCAAUAGCGAAGAAGAAGACACUGCAAAACCUAUGUCGUAUGAUGAAAAACGACAAUUGUCCCUGGACAUUAACAUGUUGCCUGGCGACAAACUAGGUCGAGUUGUUCAUAUCAUACAAAAUCGAGAGCCAUCGUUACGCGAUUCGAAUCCUGACGAGAUGGAAAUCGAUUUCGAGACACUAAUGCCGUCAACAUUGCGAGAAUUAGAAGCUUAUGUUGCGCAAUGUCUUCGUAAAAAAACUCGUAAGCCUUACUAUAAAAAGGUCGCUGGAAAGUCGAAAGCUGAGCAAAUGUCGGAGCGACAACAUGAACUUGAGCGGAGACUUCAAGAUGUGACAGGUCAAUUAGGUUCUGGAAAGAAAAGUGCAAAGAAAGAUGAGUCAAAUAAAGCAAAUGCACAAGCUCCCAAUCGCCAAUCAUCAUCAAGUAGUUCUAGUGAUUCAUCAUCAUCAAGUUCAUCUGAUAGCAGUUCAAGUGACAGCUCCGACACCGAAGCAGGUAAUGACGAACCUGCGAGAAAGAAAAUUAAGGAUGCUUCGUCUGGUGCUCAAAACACUGAUAAUAAACCAGCUCCAAUACAAUUGACUCAACAACAACAAAAGUCUUUUAUAUCAUCACUUUCAAUGUCUUUAGAGUCGCAGCCUUCAACGAGCAUCGUUCCAACUGGUGUUGCAACAACAAUAAGUUCCAAUACCCAACAACAAACAACUUCAAGCACAGCGCCGACUUCACAAUUGAUGCAACAACUUCACCAACCGUUAGAAGUAAAACCACCACCUUUAUCAACAUCAUCUGUAAAUAAUCUUUCGUCUAGUGCUAAUAAAUCCAUACCAACGGCUACAGUAAUGCCAACUAAAACCGAACAGCCACAACCAUCGCCAACGGGAAAUAACAACAAAAGCAAUAUAAAUCUCAAUCAUAUGACACAACCAACAAAUGUUAAUUCAACAUUGUUGAACCCUUUAUCAACAUCAUCAGUUGGACAACAGCAACAGCAGCAGCAGCAACAACAGCAACCGUUGCCACCGCCUGCGCCAACAACUGUUCAUUCAGGUUCUUCUAACAUGAACAUCAUGAAUCAUCCAAAUCCACUAGGAGGUGGAAUGCAAGUUUCGACAUCAUCAGUUAUGACAACAAUAGCUCAACAACAGUUGGCAAAUAACAAUACGAAUCCAAUACAGGCGAAGCAUCAAACGCCUUUCAAUUUGAAUCAAUAUCUUGAUCCCUUGGAACAGUCACUUGCAUCAUUGGAACAUCCACAACUGAAUAAUAAUUCACAGAAGAAUCCUACACAAGACAUGGGUGCAAUGCUUAUGGAAAUUCAAAAGCAACAGAUCAUGAUGAGUCAUAUGACGGCACCUUUAAUGCCAGGUUCGAAUGGCUUCGGAUCAGAUUUUAACGGUACAAAUGGUGCUGUUAGCAAUUUCAUGAAUAUUAUAGCACACCAACAUAUGGAUCCAUCAACAAGUAUUUUCUUAAAUCCACAAAUGAAAAAUAUUCCCAGUCGCUUUCCAGAUGCAUGGAAUAAUUUGCCAGGAAAUAAUUCAAUGGCUUCUGCUUUAUCGACGCAACAGCAACAACAAAUUACUCAACAACAGCAACAAUCACAAGCAGCAGCUCAUGCUUCACAGCAUCAGCAACAACAGCAGCAGCAACAUCAACAGCAACAGCAAGUACAACAUUCACAACAACAACAACAGCAUCAACAACAUCAAACUCAACCAUCAAACAAACAAGAGAAAAUCAUGUUGACACCGAAACCAAUUGAAGAACUUUUAAUGAAUCCAAAUGAUAAAGCGAAGGUUCUUGGUUCAGGUGGACAAGGUGGGCCUGGAUUUGGUCAAGCAUUUAAUAAAUAUGAACAAAAUUUAAAGAAUGCAAGUUCAUGGUCACAAUUAGCAGCUGCUGGGUCACCACAAAAUCCAGGUGCUACAAUAUCUAGUAAAUCAAAAGUGCCAUCAGAUGCGUUCCAGGAAUAUAAGACGAAAGCGAAGGAACAGCAACAGCGACAAAAGCAGGAGCAAGAAAAGAUGAAAAAACAGAAGGAACAAGAACAGUUAAAACGACAUCAAGAAAGUCUUCAGAAGCAUAAAAAUGAAGAUUUAAGCAAUGGUCACAGAAAACCAUCUGCUGAUCCCAUCACAAAUAUAAUGGAAGAAAUGCGUGCAUCACCGGCCAGUACAUCACCUGUUUCAGCACAAUCACAACAAGAGCGAACAGCUGCAGCUCGUAGGGCUGAAGAACGAGCAGCUGAACAAGAGAGAAGACGUCGGGAAGCGGUAAUUAUCCAGACCUAUUGACAUGAAUCGACAAGGGGAUCUAAUGGCUGAAUUCGAAGAACUUUUGUAGGAUUAUCAGAAUCAGACCAUUAAAUGUGCAACUUAAGUGAGGUUGCCAAUCAUCCUUUUGAAUAUUAACCACCGAUCAUUGUUUUUCUUUUCGUAAUCCACAAUUUAUCAAAAAAAUGAUGUGGUAUUAACACAAAAUUGACUUGAAGAAUAAAAGAAACCGUUGUAUGAAUUCUUUUUAAACAAUCUACAUAAAUAGUUGUAUAUUGUAUAAAUUUCUGUUGUAUAUGGAAAAUCCAACACGACAAAUUCCUAGAGUGAUUGUAAUUCCCAACAUUGCUUCUCUUUUAUUUAGAGGAAGUCAUAAUCUUUACAUUUCCUCAACUGAAGAAGGAUUCAUGAAUUCACUCUAAGAUUUUGUUUUAAACUUUUUUUUCUUUAUCUCACUCUCUCUGUCACACACUCAAUUCAAAUGGAAUAGAAUUUUCCAAAUUUUAUUUGACUUUUUCGUCCAACUAAAUUUAUGUAGUCCAACCUUUAACAAAAAAAAAAGAAAAGAAACGAAUCAUAAGGAAGGAGUUUCAAAUCUAUAUAAAUAUAUGAUUUAUGUGAUAUUUCGCGUAUAGGAGAGAAUUGAAAUAAGAAAAAAAAUUAAUUUUCAAUUAUUUCCAACAAGAUGAAAAGGUUGAGAGUUACAUUUGAAAAAAAAGAAGAAUUAUUGUUUGGGUAUAAUUUAUAAUCAUGAAAUUAGAUUUAAUAAUAAGAGGAUCUACUUUAGAGAAUGCAAAUUCAGAAUAUGUAACUUCUUAACUAGGAUAAGUUCAGAAGAUAAUAUUUUAUAAACUAAUAAAAACAUUUCCUUUUAGUUACUAUCCGCUUUUUUCUUUCAUCGUUUGUAAACUUUUCUUACAUUAUUAGAGUUAAUUCUUAUUAGAGACCUCCACGAAAAGUGUUAUUUUCAAUGAAUUGUUUCUUUUUUUCAUGAUAUUAGUUCAUAAAUAAAUGUUUAAGCUCAUAAGCUGAAUCA
This is a messenger RNA of Clunio marinus, 5764 nucleotides long. NCBI's taxonomy places the organism in Eukaryota, Metazoa, Arthropoda, Insecta, Diptera, Chironomidae. The record is from the annotation of a GenBank genome assembly.